Messenger RNA from Aphidius gifuensis, 1563 nucleotides. RefSeq names its product spidroin-1-like (gene apd-3). Lineage: Eukaryota; Metazoa; Arthropoda; Insecta; Hymenoptera; Braconidae. The transcript is spliced from 5 exons. Bases 122 to 913 code for a protein of 263 amino acids. The record is from RefSeq and is a predicted model, not a curated record.
UCGAAAGGAUGGUGAUUGUGGAGCGUGGCAAGAGUAGUUGAGUUUUGAGUAUAUAAGCACCGCAAACCCAACCCAAGUCAGUCAUUCACUGGACUAUCAACCCACCAUACACACAGCAACCAUGAAGGCCUUUAUCGUAUUCGCUUGCUUGGCAGUCGCAGCAGCCCGUGCUGGAAUCGCCCACGGAGGAUAUGGUGGCUACUCAAGUGGCUACUCACUUGGUGGUCACGGUGGUGCAGGUUUCAGCGGUGGUCUUGCCGCUGGAGCUGGUACCGCUGCAUCCCUCCAAGGUGGUGCAUCCAGCUUGGGAUCAGGUGGUCUUGGUGCUAGCUAUGCCGCUGGUGCAGCCUCUGCUGCCGGCGCUGCUGGAGUACAACAAAUUGUCUCUGGAGGAGUUACUGGUGGAAGAUCAGACAUUGGACCAGCAGAAGGACCAAAAGCCAACGUAGGACCACAAUCAGGACCAUAUGACAGUGCUGGACCACAAGAAGGAGCAAAAUCCAUUGGAGGACCACGUACCGGACCAACCAGCCUUGUUGGACCAGCUGCUGGACCAUCAACCCUUGUUGGACCAAGCCAAGGAACUGCUACCCUUGUAGGACCAAGCCAAGCUACUGCUAACCUUGUUGGACCAAGCUACGGUGGAGUUGCUUUCUACGCCGGAUCCGGUGGAAUCAACGGUGAUGAUGGUAGCUCCGGCUCAGCUGCUGCUGCUGCUCCAGGUGGUGCCUAUGGAUACAACGGUUUUGCAGGUGCUGGUGCAAUCGCUGUUAUUGGAGGAGGUCCAGGUAUUGCCGGUGGUAUUGGUGGACACGAUGCCGGAGUUGCUGUGAUUAACGGACCAUCAGGUGCCAUCCACGCUGGUCUUGGCUCCCACGGAGCUAUCAUCCCAGGAGGUUAUGGCAAAUACUAAUUUAGUCCAUGAAUCCAGCAAUCUCGGUUCGGCGACGGCGGCAAAACUUUUAUCAUGGCCAUACCGAUCAACAUAUCCUCAGCGCGUGCAACGUCUUCUACUUAUCCAGAGCUUCGUAUUAUUAUUAUAUCAUCAUAAAAACAAUCGAAGCCAUGGCAAUUAAGGAGUUAUCAGUUGGACAGUCAGUCAAGUAGUGAGUCAAGUCAGUCCAAAAGUCAUUGAGAAUUAUUGAUUCAACGUAGUAUCAUCAUUUAGCCAAUUUAUCACAUCAAUAGUUGACCGCAAAAGUUGAAUCAGUAAAUGGGCUAACAAAGACUUCAAUCAAUUCACCAUCCAUUAUUAGAAAAAAAAAAGAAAAACAUAAAAAUACCAUCAAUCGUCUGCGGGACCAACUGGGAUCUGUUCUACUUCAUUGAACAUCCAACGUUGGCCAACAGCCUUACUAUCUCAUCACGACUUCGUUUUUUUUUUAUACAUUUAUAUAUAUAUAUUUACAACUUACCAAACCAUCAAAAAAAACAAAUAAUGGCCGACGUUCUCACUCGCAUAUGCUAUCCCUUGAUGAGGUGAUGUUGUCUAAAAACUACAUCAUCCCACCAGUUGUUAUACUCACUGCCGCACCCAAGCAUACAUAUUUUUUAUUACAUAAA